Molecule: messenger RNA, 2479 nt
Organism: Chiloscyllium plagiosum (whitespotted bambooshark)
Lineage: Eukaryota; Metazoa; Chordata; Chondrichthyes; Orectolobiformes; Hemiscylliidae
Source: RefSeq, a predicted model, not a curated record
AUUCUCUCUCCGACACAGUGCCCGCUGCAGCCUCCGCGCCUCUGCCCUGCCCCUAGCAACGGGGGCGUCAGCCAAUCGCGGCCGGCGUUGCGGCGGCCAAUGCCAGGCCGCUCUCCAGCGCGAGCGACAAAGCGACGGCCUCCCUUCGGUUUCCCUGUGGAGGGGAUGUAGAAGAAAUGAGCGUUUGAGAGGUCAAUCAGAGAUUUAUUUUGACCAAGAGACAUCUUCAUUGGCUGGCAGCCGUCGGCGAAAGAAAAAUCGUGGCUUCGUCCCUGUGGGUUAGAGAUGUCAUCACAACCAUAAUGUGAGGAUCUUUAAUCUUAAAGAGGGAAUGUAUAAUGGCCUCCUUAAUUGAAGUGAAACAUGAAGUGGAGGAUCGGGACUUUGAACAAAAUAUGGAGAUCCCAGCAAGAAGGGAUGGCAUGGCUUUGAAUUAUAGAGAUCUGCUGAUCCCGGAUAGCCAGAAAAUUAAACUGUCACCUUUGCAGCAUCGAAGAAAACAAAGGGAGCAGUAUCGUAGUAAUGUGAACUCAUUACGGGAGCUGGCUGCCAUUCUACCAGUCCCUCCACAGAAACGGGAGAAAAGGCUUACAAAGAAGGAGAUUCUGAAUCAGGUUUUGCGAUACAUUGCAUUUCUUAACAGGCACAUCAGCAAUACCAAAAGCUUGUUGAAGGAUCAUUAUGUGGUCAUAGAUGAAAGAGAAUAUUGCUUAAAUGGAGAGGAGUCUACAAGCCCAGAGGAAGCUACACAGAGUAACACAGAGGAGAUAAGUCCUUUCUCCACACCUCCAAGCAUCAAGAAAAUGAGGUUGAGGAACAUAUGUCACAAGCCAAGGAAAAAGAAGUGGAUGGAAAAAACAGAACGGAGACAAGGGCUGAAAUCACGCCGCUGCCUCUACAAUGAACCGACACUUGCCGAUAAUUACAUGCGAGGAGAAGGCCAGCGGGAGGUUAGGAUGAUGUGGCAAGGAUCAUCUGUGGAUACCUCGUCUUCCAGCUCCUCUUCACAGGAUAACACUGCUAUACCCCAAGGCCGUACUGUGUUCCUUACCUUGUUGGAGCUUGCAGAAUCCAGAGGCCUUGAAGAAACCAGAGGCCUUGCAGGAUCCAGAGGCCUUGCAGGAUCCAGCCUCAGAAACACAGAGAAAUAUGAGACAAGCACUGACCCGCAGUGCUCCCCUGAAAACGAGGAGAGAAAGACAAAUUGCAGUCAUGAGUCCAGCGUCUAUGAUGCCUCAGUCAGCUCUUCAUAUAUCAGUAUGAAAGACCAGACGCUGGUUCACUACCUCUCCUCUCACGACGAGGAUGAUGAUGUCGACCGGAGUCCCUGGCUUCCACAGGAAACCCCUCAAGGGGGAGCUGCGAUUCAUUCUCCUGUCAGUGACUCUCUGGCUACAUCGGGGCCACAGGCAACCCUGGGUUUGAGCCCUUCUCUCUUCUCAUCUCCAGGGCGACAUAUUCAACUUCUGCAGGACAGAAAGGAAAACCUAACUCAAGCCUUGUUUGCAACAGUGUGUCUGAGCCCUGAACUCCCAGCCAACAGACCUGGAGACUUGAAGCUGCCGAAUGCAGGUCAAAACCAGCAAUAUCUGAACAGCUACUGGAAUCUCACUUUGAAGGACGAUCCAGAUCAAAUUGUGCCAGCAACUCCACCGAUGACCUGUGACUCAUUCCAGUCAACCUUCAUUUUUGACCACUGUUAUCUCCCACACAGCGAGACGAGUCGAACAGACUCCAGCCAAGCUGACAGUACAUCCUCAGGGGACAAUUCCUGCCAGAUUUGUCCAAGCUUAGAGAAGUGGGAGAGACAUCUUCUGCAGGAGGACAGUGAUGAAAGCGAACGUUGGCUGUCCUCAAGUGAUGACAGAGAGGACAAUGACACCACCUGGACACCGUACUGCAGAGGAAAGAUUUUACAGCAAACUGCAUUAAGCAAACAGAAGCGUGGCAAGAUACGUAGGAAGAGAUGCUGCGCACUCCAACUCAAGAAGAAAUGUGUCAAUGGUUUCAUCAUGUUCUGUCGUAUUAACAGGAGGCUGUACAUCAGCAUUAAGGCCCGUGAGUUCAGCAAAAUGAAUAACCGCAUCGUGAGGCUGGACAGCUCAUCAAGUGAAGAGAGAGAGGAGGUGCAGAUGCCUGAACCCCUCCAUCUCCUGUAAGACACCUUCUUAUUCUAAGACACACACAAACACACAGAAAAAUAGAUGCAAACACAUUGCUGUUCCAGAACAGGAGGGGGCCAUCUGACCUGAGCCAGAUGACAACAUCAUUAACCUUGAAGGUGUUGUUGGAGGUGGGAAGGUCUCAUAGACUUGCAAGUUCAGCAAACUCAAUAAUGUCUUGGAUCACCAAGACAAGUUUAAAAUCCAGGAAAUCAUUGCGGCUCUUUUAAGACGUGGAGAAUUGUGGAACAGAAAAUUUCGUCAAUAGUUAAUACUGAAUAGCAGCACUGAGAGAACAUAUGGACAUUGGAGCUCAG